CAAGAGGUCGCCUUUUCUCCAUACAAAAUUCUGCUUUAGAUUCUUUGAACUGCUCUAUCCAAUCUGCCUAAGACGGCACUCAUAGAAGGGAGUGCAUGUCCCAUCUUAUAUACCCUACUCCCCUCCCCUCCCUCUUUUAGUUACUUGUAUCAGCUCCCUCUCUCUCUCUCUCUCUCUCUCUAGAUCUCCCUAACUAUCUAAUAUGAUGGGCGAAGUGGACGAAGCAACAAGUAUCAAGUUGUUCGGCGCAGUGAUCCUCAAGGAAGACACACAAGCCAAGGAGAAGAAGGAGGCGAAGGACGAGACCGCGGCGGCCAGGGAGGCAGCGUCGGCCGUGGCGCUGCCGUGCCCGCGGUGCCAGAGCAAGGAGACCAAGUUUUGCUACUUCAACAACUACAACGUGAACCAGCCGCGGCACUUCUGCAGGGCCUGCCACCGCUACUGGACGGCCGGGGGCACGCUGCGCAACGUCCCAGUGGGCGCCGGCCGCCGUAAGAUGCGCCGCGCGCCCCACGCCGGCUCCACCCCGUCUGCCGGUGGCACCACCUGCGUCAUGGCGUACCCGUCCCCUUCGUACCUGGCCGAGCGGUGGCUCCUGCGCCAGCGCCCGGAGGUGCAGCCGAGGGCUGACUUCGCGACCUUCAAUCGUGGACUUUGUUGACUCGUUUCGGGUCGGUGGGUUGGACCGUCUGGAAACGGGACACGUCUUGCGAUUCCCAUGGAAAAGUGGUGCUUGUUAUUAUGCGACUCAUUUUCUAAAGCAUUUCUUGUCAUCAUCAUCAUCA
Musa acuminata AAA Group (dessert banana) is the source of this 785-nucleotide messenger RNA. RefSeq names its product dof zinc finger protein 5-like. The record is from RefSeq and is a predicted model, not a curated record. Gene Ontology annotation, molecular function: DNA binding; DNA-binding transcription factor activity. Bases 203 to 661 code for a protein of 152 amino acids. Gene Ontology annotation, biological process: regulation of DNA-templated transcription. The transcript has a single exon. Lineage: Eukaryota; Viridiplantae; Streptophyta; Magnoliopsida; Zingiberales; Musaceae.